Molecule: messenger RNA, 753 nt
Organism: Thlaspi arvense
Lineage: Eukaryota; Viridiplantae; Streptophyta; Magnoliopsida; Brassicales; Brassicaceae
Source: the annotation of a GenBank genome assembly
AUGGCAUCGACACUAUUUCUAGCUCUUGCUAUGAAUUCAUUCACUGUCUUUGCCCAGUCCAUGCUACCGUCAUCAUCAACAGAGGCCGAAGCUCUGCUUAACAGUGGUUGGUGGGGAAACACUUCUUCAGCAGAUCACUGCGUCUGGUGCAAGAUACCGUAUACCUUGGGAAAUCUCAGCCAACUUGUCAGCCUUGAUCUCUCAUAUAGCAAUUUUGAUGGUAUUUUACCUCAUACACUAGGAAAUCUCAGAAAACUUGUCAGCCUUGACCUCUCUAAUAAUUUUCUUCAAGGCAGUUUACCUCUUGCACUAGGAAAUCUCAGAAAACUUGUCAGCCUUGACCUCUCUUAUAAUUAUCUUCAAGGCAGUUUACCUCUUACACUAGGAAAUCUCACCCAACUUGUCAGCCUUGAUCUCUCUGUUAAUUUACUUGAAGGCUGUUUACCUUUUACACUAGGAGAUCUCACCCAACUGAAGUACUUUCGCAUGCCUUGGAAUAACAUCAUUGGUUGCAUACCUAGUGAAUUGGGGAAUUUGAAAAAGUUGGUUGUUCUGGAGAUGAUUAAUAAUAAUUUCAGCUGUCCAAUCCCUUCAUCGAUGGGUCAUAUGACCAACUUAAGCCAUUUUCUUCUCCAGUUUAAUAAUCUCUAUGGUUCAAUCCCUCAAGAACUUGGAAACCUUAAGAAUUUGGUUGUGAUGAAUUUGGGGUUAAUAGAUUUUGUUGUUCCAUUCCCCCAUCUAUUGGUAAUUUGA